GCGAGACUGACUGCAGCGCCCUGUUUCCUUUCGCCGCUGUAAAUGGGCAAGUGCGCGAGCUCCGGCAAAAUUCAAGUCAUCAACGGUCAUAAACUUUAAUCACAAACAGCGUACAACUCUCAUUUUUACAUCGGCUGUUAGUAAAUUAAGCCAGGCUGUUGUUUCUGAAGCGCCUCGGCGUAGUUUGGUGGUUAGUUUGAGGCGUUAACAGUGUAAAAGAGGAGUUGUGGGUGGGUUUGGCGGUUAUGGCAGCACCGCGACCCAUUAAAGGGAUCCUGAAGAACAAAUCCAGUAUCAAAGCCCGACCCGAGGAGCCAGUCCAGGACACUUCCGAGCCAGGAGCCCCUAUAAACUCCGAAGACGACCAGCAGAAGAAGUCACAGAAAUGGGAUGAAAUGAAUAUUUUGGCCACAUAUCACCCGGCGGACAAGGACUAUGGGCUGAUGAAGAUAGACGAACCCAGCACGCCAUACAACAGGAUGGUCGGCAGUGACGAUGAUGAGGGGGCGCUCAGCGAUUCGGACGGGAACACAGUGCUACCUGGAGAUGACCUCGCUAAGAAGCUGGCGGCAGCGGCGGAAGGAGCAGGAUCUCGCUUCAUGGAGGAACCAGAAGAGGAGAGCAGUGAGGAAGAGGAGGAGGAGCUGAGUCCGGAGGAGCAAGUCAGAAAGAAGCAGUUUCAGAUGAUGAGGAAGAUGCAUUAUAAUGAAGGUAUGAACAUUAAACUAGCCCGGCAACUCAUGGCCAGUGAGCUGGAAGAGGAGGAAGACGAGGACGAAGAGAUGAAGGAUGACACGGAGACCGAGGACAUCACCGUUGACCCCCCACAAGAGGCUGAUUCGUUGGAUUUAUAAGGAUGUCAAGAUUUUGUCCCAUGACCGUCUGGAAGGCAGCAUGUCGUCACCGGUUCAGCUUCGGGAUCCCCCUCCACCCCGUGUGUCCUACCAACAGCACAAUGCCACGUAUAUCAUCCAGCUCCAUUAUUUGCCAAACGUUUAUUGUCAUCACGCUAAGAAACGAGACUGUUAUCAGACAGGUCCAGGCCUGGACUCCACCCUCUUCCUGUGGCGAGAGCGUGGGAGUCCGCUCAGAAGUGUGCUUGUGUCUUACACCCCUAAUGAUCCACAAUCAACCGUACACUGUAUGUGAAUCCCCAACUCUUGUAGUGAUUGAGUUUAAUGUGAUCUGACCAGGCCGGUGGUUUAGGAUGCACCGCUAAUGGAGGACGGAUGUGGUCCUGGGCUCUGACACACAUCGCUCACAUGAGCUCUACUGUAUGCACGGCUUCUGAAAACCAUGUUUAACCUCAUCGCCACUAAUAGUAUCUUAACAGGUGAGUAUUACUGAACUAGAUGUCAAACUACUGAUCAGUAGACUGAACCCUGUGGUUGUCUCUGUUGCUUUUCCAAAACUGUUUAACAGAUGCUGAACAGUUCUGAUGGAUUUUGACUUGGCAUCCUUAUUGAGCUUUCUUUGUUUUGAUUGCAUUUUAUUUCCUAAAUGCCAUUUAUAAUGAGGUGAUUUCUUUCUAUGAUUGCUGAAGAAUAUAAUUAUCCUUUCAGUACCUAAUAAAAUAAAAAAAAAAAUCAUAAGUUUGGUAUGUUGAUGCAGCAAUUUGAUCCCCAAAAUUGGAUUUGUUAUUCUGGUUUAUCAAUUUAGUCAUGGACAAUCACACACAAUACAAUAAUAAAUAAUCAUCAUACUAAUAAUAAUAAGCUAAAUGGGUGAAUGCUGCAAACAAAAUAUAAUAUAUAUAUAGAAACCCCCCCCCAGAUGAUUAUUAUUUUAUAUAAACUCUUGAAUAUUUUCUAUUAAAUAAAAAUAUUCAGGCUUGUUACAGUAAUGCAAUAAAAUACAAAAAAUUCAAAAGUCAAAAAUAUUCUGGCUCUGUAAUGAUAAAUAAAUAAAUACAAAUAUUAUGACUCAUUACCAAAAUGCAAUAAUAAUAAUAAUAAUAAUUGGGGGAAAAAAACUUCACUGUAAUAUAAUAAUUCAGAAUAAAAUGUACCACCUCAAAUAAAACAUCCAGAUGCAUUACAUUCAUAAAUAUCAAAUAUUUACAAACAUUUAGUACUUAAGUUGUGCUAAAUUUUAAUGAAAUGACCAAAUUACAUAUAUUUUUUAUUUUAUUUUUAUUUUACUUAAUAAUAAUAAUAAUAAUAAUAAUAAUAAUAAUAAUAAAACGGUUCUUGACUGGUUUUACAAAGUUCACCCAAACACUGGCACAGUAUUGUUUUUUUGGAAACCGUUAUUCAAUUCAAGUGUUUCUGUCUGGAUGCAUUUUAUAGACCUUUUUCUGGCUACUGUGUUUCUUCUGGACAUAAAGACAGCACAAUCAGUGUGAGAUCUGUGUUUCUGAGAUGAUCCCAUCAUUCACACGGCCUGCCCUUGACUGAAUGAUGUCAGGAAAUUCACAAACUGCUGGACACAUUGAAUAUAAAAGCACCUAUUUCUUAACUGGUAUCAGUUUUUGAUGAAAAGAAUGAAAGGUCUGGUAUUGUCUUGCGAUGUCCCAUCAGUCAUUGACGUGGAUUGCACACAUUCAUACGGUCAUGUCAGAUAUAGUGCAGUCCUACAUUUCUACAUUCUCAAGCACAAGUGCUUUGAUUUUUAUCAUUGUUGAACUUUCUUUUUUUUGCUUCACGCGUUUUGAGUAAUUUGACAAUUUCUGUUCAUUUUAUUCCUCCACAAUAUAUAUAUAUUUUUAUUUUCCUAAAUAUAUGUGCAUAUUCUUCAAAUGAAAAUGUGCAUAUUUGUCAGUCAUUAAAAUGUUGGUAUGAA
This is a messenger RNA of Carassius gibelio (silver crucian carp), 2781 nucleotides long. Its product is annotated as protein phosphatase inhibitor 2. The coding region runs from base 246 to 854 and encodes 202 amino acids. The transcript has 6 exons. Gene Ontology annotation, molecular function: protein phosphatase inhibitor activity. Lineage: Eukaryota; Metazoa; Chordata; Actinopteri; Cypriniformes; Cyprinidae. The record is from RefSeq and is a predicted model, not a curated record. Gene Ontology annotation, biological process: regulation of signal transduction.